Molecule: messenger RNA, 813 nt
Organism: Engraulis encrasicolus (European anchovy)
Lineage: Eukaryota; Metazoa; Chordata; Actinopteri; Clupeiformes; Engraulidae
Product: exostosin-like 2
Exons: 4
Coding region: 16-813 (265 amino acids)
Cellular component (GO): membrane
Molecular function (GO): glycosyltransferase activity
Source: RefSeq, a predicted model, not a curated record
UCCUCUGCCAAAACUAUGGACUCCUUCACCAUGAUCAUGCCGACAUACAAACGGACAGACAUCAUGCUGAAGCUUCUCCAGCAUUACCAGGCAGUGCCUCAACUCAAGCAUAUUGUGGUUGUGUGGAACAACAUUGGACAGGAGCCACCGCGGAAGACGUGGGAGUCCCUUGGUCCCCAUCGUGUCUCGGUACUGUUCAAGGAGCAAACGCUUAAUCGGGUGAACAAUAGGAUGCUGCCAGCUUCAGAAAUAGAUACAGAAGCUGUGCUAAUGCUGGAUGACGACUUACAAAUUAGUUCUCCUGAUGUAACGUUUGCCUUCUCUGUCUGGAAGAGAUACCCUGACAAGCUGGUGGGCUUUGUGCCACGGACGCACGUGACCACAGCCCCCGGCGUGUACGGCUACAGCUACAACACAGAGGCAGCUGGAGGUGUCAGGUAUUCCAUGACUCUGACAGGCGCUGCGUUCAUCCACCGUCGCUACCUACAGCUCUACCGGGAACAGCCCAGACAGGUGAUUGACAUGGUGGACAAUGGGCAGAACUGCGAGGACAUCACCAUGAACUUCAUCGUGGCCCUUUGGCUGGCAAAGCAGCAGGACGGCGGCGAGUCGAAAGCCCGAGCAGCAGCCGUUUACGUGAAGGCCUUGGACAUGCAGAACCUGGAGGGCGACACCAAGAGCGGGUACCACGGACUGUGGCACAGGAAGGACCACAUGGAGCAGCGCUCGUACUGCCUAAACCAGCUGGCCAAGACCUAUGGCAGCAUGCCGUUGGGCUACUCCAACCUCAUGCUAACCCGUAAACAUCAAUAG